AAUACUCCCGUUAAUAGAAUGAAAUAAGGGUUUCGAGAACCGGUUUUGUCUCGGAGGAGAAGGAGGCGACUUCGGAGAGAACGAGAAGAGCAGCGGAAUAUGGGGAGCAGCGGCGCGGCGAAGAGCCCAAAAAAGAUUAACCUCCUUGAUCAUCACUCCAUCAAGCAUCUUCUCGAUGAAUCCGUCACCGAGGUCGUUAAGAGUCGGGGGUACACUGAAGAUGUGAGGCUGAGCAACGUCAGGCUGCUGAUCGGAUCCAUCAUUAUCGCGAUCGCGCUCCUCGCACAGUUCUAUCCGAAAAAGUUCCCGGAAAACAAGGAUUUUCUUCUCACUUGCAUCGGAUUGUAUGUAGUAUUUAAUGCGUUGUUGCAGUUCAUCAGUUACACAAAGGAGAAGAAUGCGUUCCUUUUCACUCACCCUCCUGCUGGAUCCUAUAGUACGGGUUUGGUUGUGUCUUCCAAGCUGCCAAGGUUCUCUGAUAUUUACACCCUUACAAUAGCCAGUGCCGAUCCAAAGUCCAUUUCUGCUAAUAAGCCAGUUGUCCUGACGAAGAGUGUUACAAAAUGGUUUACCAAGGAAGGUCUUCUUGUUGAAGGUCUUUUCUGGAAAGAUGUUGCGAAACUGAUUGACGAUUACAAUGGCGACCGGAAGAGCAAAUGACUUUCCAGGAACUUAUAAAAGUUGAUAAAACUCAACACCCUAGCGCUAAUAGUUUCAUGUAUGAUGGUGUUUUGUGACUUUGCUCGAACCAAGACUACUAGUCUGUCUUCCCUUUUCCAACUGUAGUAGCACUUUGGUAGACUAAAAAUUGGCAAAAUUUUAUUCUGGUUUAAUUUCUGAAGAUCGAAUUGCUUUGUUGUA
Molecule: messenger RNA, 861 nt
Organism: Zingiber officinale
Lineage: Eukaryota; Viridiplantae; Streptophyta; Magnoliopsida; Zingiberales; Zingiberaceae
Product: probable signal peptidase complex subunit 2
Exons: 5
Coding region: 100-660 (186 amino acids)
Biological process (GO): protein targeting to ER
Cellular component (GO): signal peptidase complex; membrane
Source: RefSeq, a predicted model, not a curated record